GCUGCGAGGCGAGCGAUGGAUGAGGAAAACAUGACGAGAAGCGAAGAGCAGCAGCAGCUGAGUUUGCAGAAAGCCUUGCAGCAGUGCGAGCUGGUCCAGAACAUGAUCGACAUCAGCAUCUCCAACCUGGAGGGGCUCCGCACCAAAUGUGCCACUUCCAACGACCUGACGCAGAAGGAGAUCCGCACCCUGGAGAGCAAGCUGGUCAAGUACUUCAGUCGGCAGCUGUCAUGCAAGAGGAAGGUGGCCCUACAGGAGCGCAAUGCCAAGCUGGAGGGCUUCCCUCAGCUCCUGCACUGGUUCCGCAUUGUCAACAUCCGUAAGGAGGUCAUGGAGGAGAUUGCCCCUGGCCAGCUGAGCCUUGAGGAGCUUCUAGAAAUGACUGAUGACCAGGUCUGUGCAACAGUGGAGAAGUUUGGGGCCAACAGUGAGGAGUGUGCACGGCUGAAUGCCUCCCUCUCCUGCCUUAGGAGUGUCCACAAAUCAGGAGGCAGCCUUUCCAAGCAAGACUGGACCAUCCAGUGGCCAACAACAGAAACAGGGAAGGAAAACAACCCUGUGUGCCAACCAGAAUCCAUGCAGUGGAUUAGAACGCACCUUUCCCAGAGCCCCAAAGUGCAGUCCAAAUGCAUCCAACACUACUGUCACCCAGGUUCAGCCCAUGGACCGAUGUACACCCACGUGGACAGGCUGACUGUGGAGGGCCACCCAGGGCUUUGCCCCCCAGUAGAAUCUGGACAUCGCUCUUUGCCGCCAUCCCCCCGGCAGCGACAUGCUGUUCACACACCUCCACGGACCCCUAACAUAGUGACCACGAUGACUCCUCCAGGCACGCCGCCAGUGAGGCGGAGAAACAAGCUGAAACCGCCAGGGACUCCUCCCCCAUCAUCCCGGAAACUGAUUCAUCUCAUCCCCGGAUUCACUGCCCUGCACCGGAGCAAAUCUCAUGAGUUCCAGCUGGGUCACCGAGUGGAUGAGGCACACACCCCCAAAGCAAAGAAAAAGAACAAGCCUCUGAACUUAAAGAUUCACAACAGUGUGGGAAGCUGUGAGAACAUCCCUGCUCAGCGCUCGCCCCUACUGUCUGAGCGCUCGCUGCGCUCCUUCUUUGUGGGAUACCCACCUUUCCUUCCUUCCACUCCUCCUGUCCAGACGGAAGCCACCAUCUCAGCAAACACACUGUCAGUGCCUCGCUGGUCCCCACAGAUUCCCCGUCGUGACUUAGGAAACUCAAUAAAACACAGAUUUUCCACCAAGUAUUGGAUGUCUCAGACCUGUACCGUCUGUGGGAAAGGAAUGUUAUUUGGAUUAAAAUGUAAAAACUGCAAGCUAAAGUGCCACAACAAAUGCACCAAAGAGGCCCCUCCCUGCCACCUACUGAUCAUCCAUUGCGGAGGGAGACGAGCUGUCCGAUGCGAGGCAGAUUUGCAUUCCAAACCACUUCCACCCACCCUUCCCCUGCCACCCUUUCUUUUCAGAUUCCCCACAACACGGGCAAGAUUAGUCCGAACAGAGUCUGUGCCGUGUGAUAUCAACAAUCCUUUAAGGAAGCCACCCAGGUAUUCUGACCUACACGUGAGCCAGACGCUACCCAAAACCAACAAAAUUAACAAGGACCACAUUCCAGUGCCCUACCAGCCAGACUCCAGCAGCAAUCCCUCCUCAACGACCUCCUCCACGCCCUCCUCGCCAGCCCCACCGUUACCGCCUAGUGCAACUCCACCAUCUCCCCUCCACCCCUCUCCACAAUGUACGCGGCAGCAGAAGCAAUUCAACUUGCCAGCUUCCCAUUACUACAAAUACAAGCAGCAGUUCAUUUUCCCAGAUGUUGUGCCUGAGACACCAACCCGUGCACCCCAAGUGGUUCUUCAUCCAGUGAAUUCUAAUCCAAUCCUUGAAGGAAAUCCAUUACUUCAAAUUGAAGUGGAGCCAACAUCAGAGAAUGAGGAUGGGAAUGAGGAGGCCCAGGAGUCUGAGGAUGAGUUUGAGGAAAUGAAUCUCUCUCUCCUCUCCGCUCGCAACUUCCCACGCAAGGCCAGCCAGACCAGCAUCUUUCUCCAGGAGUGGGACAUCCCCUUUGAGCAGCUGGAGAUUGGAGAACUGAUAGGCAAAGGGCGCUUUGGCCAGGUGUUCCAUGGACGUUGGCAUGGUGAGGUGGCCAUCCGCCUCAUUGACAUUGAGAGGGACAACGAAGACCAGCUGAAGGCCUUCAAGCGGGAAGUGAUGGCCUACCGACAGACGCGGCAUGAGAAUGUGGUGCUCUUCAUGGGGGCCUGCAUGAGCCCUCCUCACCUUGCCAUCAUCACCAGCUUGUGUAAAGGUCGGACACUCUACUCGGUGGUGAGGGAUGCAAAAAUUGUCCUGGAUGUCAACAAAACAAGGCAGAUAGCUCAAGAGAUUGUGAAGGGCAUGGGGUACCUGCACGCGAAAGGGAUCCUUCACAAAGACCUCAAGUCCAAAAACGUGUUCUAUGACAACGGAAAGGUGGUGAUCACGGACUUUGGGCUCUUCAGCAUAUCAGGUGUCCUGCAAGCAGGCAGGAGGGAGAAUAAACUGCGGAUCCAGAAUGGCUGGCUGUGCCACCUGGCCCCAGAAAUCAUCCGCCAGCUCUCGCCUGAUACGGAAGAGGACAAGCUGCCCUUCUCCAAGCACUCAGAUGUUUUUGCACUUGGCACUAUCUGGUAUGAGCUGCAUGCACGGGAGUGGCCUUUCAAGACGCAACCAGCAGAGGCAAUAAUAUGGCAAGUGGGCAGAGGGAUGAAGCCCAACCUCAGCCAGAUCGGCAUGGGCAAAGAAAUAUCGGACAUCCUUCUCUUCUGUUGGGCGUAUGAACAGGAAGAGAGACCCACCUUCACCAAGCUCAUGGAGAUGCUGGAGAAACUGCCAAAGCGGAACCGUCGCCUUUCCCACCCUGGUCACUUCUGGAAGUCAGCAGAGCUGUGACAGAUGGAGUGAAGGGAUGGUGCCUUUCUCAGCCCUUCAGUUCUCCUCCUCCCCUUCCUCUCUCUUUCCUCCAUGCACUGAAGAAGACCAGAGGAUACUAUGGACUGGGAACAUGAAAAGAAUAAAGAUGCCUCUUGCUCAGAAUGCCUCUCCAUCCUCAGAUGCUAUGCUAACUCCCUCUCCAGAAUGAAUGUCAAGCUUGCGCUGGCCAGGGGCUAUACAGGAUUUGCUGUGAUGACCUCAAAUGGCUUCUAAGGGCAAAAAGUCUGGAGAACCAACAGGUUGGAAAGUCUCAUCACUUGAGUACUCCAUAGACUUUCCAAGGGGCCUGUCCUCCUGCAUCUGCUCCAGCAAAGGCUAUGAAUAAGGGAUGUGAGAAGGUUUUAUGCGUGUGUAUGUAUGCGCAUGGUUGAUCUUUCAAUAUUUUCCCUACCGAUUCCCACUGAGCAGGGAGAAAAUGAACAAGCAAACAGCUUCAUUUCAACACGAUAGAUCCUUUGAUCCCAAUCUGUGUGGUCAGGGCUAAUCUGGUUCAUUUUCAGGGGUUGGUUUUCUUUGUCUUUUAUUUCCCUUUGUGCUUUUUAAAAAAAAGAGCAAUGUUGCUGAUUCAUCAGUUUAUUACUUGAGCCUGUGCCUGCCUGUGGGGGGUGUGGGACUUUCGCUGCUAUCAGCUGGCUCCUGCAGGGCAGUGCUUCUGCAGAGAUGGCGUUCCCAGAGCCCUGCUCCCACAGUUCUCUCCAGAACCUUAAUGGACAUCUGUGACCUUUCACAAGUGGCUUCUCUACCUCCCAGCUAUAGCCAUUUACUCUCACCCCCUCCAUGUCUCCCUCUCAGCAUGGAGCAUAUCCAUAUUCAUUUUUCUUUUAGCAUUUUGCACUGUCUGUAUCUAAUCAGCAUUUUUUUCUUAGCUUCUCUGUGCUGCAUCUUUCCAAGCUCAGUCCUUCCCUCUUCCCUCUCUUUGUUACCCAAGUAAAGUUAUAUGUGCAGGAGUCUGUUUCUUUCAGACACUGUGCCCAUCUGACUAGGUGCACCCAUGCAAAUCAGAGAGGUAGGCAUGUGGCCAUACUCGCAAACAAUACUAAGGGGUUGUACUCUGGUCAAAAGUGUGCCUGCCCUGCGUCUGAAACAAACCCAGAAUGCACUAUGUGUGUGUGUGUGUCCAUGUUUUAGACAUUUAUAUACAGAGAAGAAUGAGGGGGGAUAUGAUAACAGUCUUCAAAUACCUAAAGAGAGAUUAUAAAGAGGAUAGAGAUAGCCUUUUCUCUGUGGCUGUAUGGGACAGGACUAGGAGCAAUGGCCUCAAGCUGCAACAGAAGAAAUCGAGGCUGGAGAUUAGAACAAACUGACUCUGAAGGUGAUCAACCAUUGGAACAGGCCACCUAGAGAAAUUGUAGAUUCUCCACCCCUGGAAGUUUUCAAGAGCAGGUUAGACAGAUACUUGGCUGGAAUGGUUCAGUCAGGGAUGAUCCUAUCUUUAGCAGAGGGCUGAACUAGAUGACCUUGUGAGGUCCCUUCCAGCCCUACUUUCCUAUGAUCCUGUUUAUUAAAACACACUCGUGAAGCCCGCAGCUAUCCAAGCAUAAGCUGUCUGUAGUUAGAAAGAAACUUUCCUUGCAAGUAAAUUAUUCCACAGUUGUCCACUGUGGGGUUUUUGCAUCUUCUUCCAGUACAUCUGGCACUAGCCACUGUCUGUGAAGAUGCUGGAUUAGAUGGGGAUCAGGUAUGGUUUGUAAGAGUGCUUCUUACGCUGCUUUCCCCUCCCUGCAACUCCAUUUGUUUUCUUGGUGGAUGGCAUGGCUUAAUGUUUGGUACUGGAAGGCUCAACCUGUAGUUCCAGUCCAGUGCUACCUGGGCUAGCAGUGGCCAAAACUUUCUUCCAGCUUAUGACUUUUGAUUAUCUAGUUUGGCAAAUAUUGUUUGGCAAUCUCAGCUAAGGUCCCAGGGGAUCACCGUUCUCAUCACAAGAUGCAGCCUAGUUUCCAGUCGCUGCAGGGCUGAACAAGGUUUGAAUUGAAAUCUUGGCCCUGGACGCACAGAGUCAGAGUUGAAGCACAUUGAUGAGAGACAGUACUUGUUGAUAGAAACUUGCCUUCUUGUGGCUGUCAGCCGUGGACCUUACAUAAAGGCUGAUAUUAAGGCUAUUUGUCUGCAACACUCACUUGUUACCAUAACCUUGGCUCCCUUGGUACAUAUUUGGGAGCUGGAUGAGUAGCCUGUAUCCAUUUUCAAAUUUUUUGUGUAAUUUCUUUCUUUCUCUGAUCACGCUGAACCUCAUCCCCCUCAUGCUGUGUUCCCUGAAGAGCUGCUCUGUGGUCAGCAUCUUACUGCUGCUGUUUUCAUUUGAAUACCACAUGCCUGUAUUUCCCUCUCACAGUCAGUUCUGAUGGGCCCUUGAGCCCAUUAUACUAGAUAUCAAGUGACAGAUGAUAGUACAUUGCAUUUUCAAGCCCUUAUUGAGCAUAAUUACUUGACAGGAACCAUCCUGAAUAAUUUAAUCGUAGUAUAAGUUAGCUUUAAUUUGGAGACAUUACAAGCUCUGAAAACUAGCCAGUCCUAUUUUGUUUUCUGUGAAUUACUUUAACUCACUUUUGAUAACAUUUCAACUGAUUUAGCCUAAAUAAAUGAAGAUGAACUUUCUCUGAAGCACUGCAUUUUGGAAAAGAAAAAAAAAUCUUGCUUGGAUUGUGAGACCAUUAAACAAAGCAGGUUUGUUCUGUUCAGUUUUCACAUUUCUCUGUUUGUAUAAAGCCCAAAGAAGGGAACAAGCUUUAGGACUAAACAUACUUCCCAACUUUCUCCUGGUUUAAGGUUUUUGGAAUGCAGGGCAUUUUGCUGAGGCUCGUCUCCAGUGCUGUGAGGAUGGGAUUUUCAGAAAUCCUCAGCAUUAUUCUAGAUCUGCUCUUAGUGCAGUUAACAUUAAUUUCGAUGAGAGCAGAGUAAACUUCACCUUCUGGGCCAUGUGGUGUCAUGUUCUGCCCUCAGGUACCUACACUCACUGCCUUCAUUUCCACUGCUCCACCCCAAAUCAAAUGAGUGAGUGAGGACAGAAUUUGACCCUGAGCAUGCCAGUUACCCACACUGGGCGAGACAGCACAGUAGACUUCCCAUUCCUUAUGGCAGAUGAUGCACAGUUCACUUUGGUGCUGCUUUGCAGUCCUCCUAAUCCUGAUAAGAAAGAAAUGUGUCCUUAUGCCUUUCUGAACCAGUUAAUCUCUAAGGUGCCAUCCUGCCCUGCCUUCUUUGCCUCUGGUUUUCUCUCUUUCUUGGUGGAUCCACAUGAGCAUGGCUGGGUGCAACAUCUUUGGGUCUUGAGGGCAGAUAUGCAGGGAAUGUGAGGAGAUGCACCCAUUCAAAGCAGGCAGGAGAAGAGGAGCCAUGGCCUUGUGAAUAUGUGCUACCACAUCCCCUUGACUGUUUUUUUUUUCCAUGGGCAAGGCUGGUAUGGUGCCAUCAUCUUUAUCCUCCCAACAGUGGAUGUUGUGCAAGUGCCACAGGUUCAUCAGUGUGUGUAGUCUCUGCAGUACUCUGGGUAGCCCAUUUAAUCUCAUUUCCAUUUUGUUCCCAAUCCUUUCACUUGAAUAGUGGUGGUAUCAAAAUCUGGCUCCAGGUUCUUUUGCCACACACACCUUUCUUGUUCCCCUCCUGUUUCUCAGCUGCUAGCAUGGACCAACUUCAUGAUAUGCUGGGCAGCAAGAGACACAUUUUCAGCCUUGUUCUCUUUAGUACUUCUCACUCACAAGCUUUUCUUGUCCCUCUGUAUGUCUGUACUUCCUCCUGCUACUCUCCCUUACCCCUGCAUGCCUCCAUCUGUGCUUGUGUGUGACUUGUGCCAUAAAUGAUGCACUAAUCCUCCAUGGAGUUGGGCUUAGAUGACUCUUGAGGUUCCUUCUGACCCUGUGAUUCUGUGAGUUUCUCGGAAGAAUUUUCACCAAGGCCUUCACUGUGUCUGGAUGGAAAUGCCCAUCUUCUAAGUCACUGCACCUCCUGUGAGAACAGAAAGGAAAACGCUUCCAAAUGUAUUCUGCAGGAAAAGAUUGUCUGCAAAGAUCUGUUCAUCUUGUGUUCCCCAAGUCCCUUUCCUCCCAUUCAGUACCUGAAUUCAGGGUUGGUGGGUUGUCUAUGCAGAGAGGAUGGGUGUGUGGGUCUACUUGUGUGUGCUUGUGGGGAGGGGAGAUGCUCCCAUUUGUAAUAUGUAAAAAUCAAAGUAGAAAUGAGUGGAAAUAGUUUUUUUUGUUUGUUUUUUGUUUGUUUUUCCUUUCCACCAUUUCAACCUUUCCCUCCAGAUAUGGGGCUUGUGACGUGGUGUUUGCACUUAGAUACAUGAGCACAGAGGAGGAAGAAUGGCAUGUUGGCAUCUUAACUUGAAUAUUUUUUUAACUUUGUGCAGUAACUGAAUGGCUCAAAUCAAUUUGUACAAAACAAGGAGGCCGUGGGUUCCCCGAACCCCACACAGUAAUAGACACAGUGGCAUGCCUGCUUGCUUGAUUUGAAGAGAAAAAAAUGCUAUUAGACACACCAUUGCUUUGUGAUUAAGGGUAAAUAACUCUCUAUCCAAUUUCAGCUGCUAAUGGAAUCUCAGCUUUUCUGAUGCCACCUUCAUGCCAAGUCGCAUACACUUUUCCAUCAUACUUUGCAAGUUAUUAAACAGUUUUGUGUUUUUUCAACCUUCCCAUGCCCUGCUGGUGGGAUGGAGCUGGUGUGAUUACAGUUACCUCUUAGGACUUUCUCUUCCCCAUCUUUCAUAGGUUGAAUGGUUUGCAGUGUUUUGGAAUGAUGAAUUUCCUUACGGCCCUAUUGACUGAUGGCUUCUGUUUAGCGAUAGAACAGGUACAGCAUGGGCAGCAGGAGAAGGACUUCGCCUGUUUUUGCUCCUACUAGUGAGCCUCACUCUGCAACAGAGAAGUUGCUUCUGGUAACAGGGAGUGAUGCUUAGUCUCUGUGCCCAUUCAUUUCUCAGUCUUUCUCCUGACUGCCAAUAGAAAUGCCAAAUGUGCUCUCAAUCCACUAGAGAAGUGGGCUGACAUCACCCUCUACAGCAUGAGCCAAAGAUUCUUUUAAUGACUUGCUUUAAGCUGCUUUUGAUAUGGGCUGGCUUUGUACUGGUGGCCCUGGAAGCGGCCAAGGGUGUUUACAUGUGUGUAGCUGAGCACAUAGUAAUCCUCAGAUAUCAUGAAUAAUAACAAAGGCAAGAACUCUUCCCUGUGGAAGGAGAUUUAUUUCUGGAUCUCACUUAGUGUAUGUUGAAUCCGUGUGAUGAAUGUUAACUGCACACACAGUGGUAUAUUCAGACAAAGGGGCUACCAACAGGAGGGUUACGAGUGGUAUUUAAAAGCACUGCUUUGUUUUCUCUGCAGGAGGCGGUUGUUACAUCCCCAGUUCAUGGGAGUGAAACCAGCUUGUUGCCCCAUAAACAGUCCUCUCACAUGAAGAAACAUAACAGGAGCAGAGAGGCAUGGUAUCUCUAAUGUCUUUGUUAUUAUUUGCGAAGAGGGAGGUGUGCUACAUUUCAGACUGUCAUUAGCUGCCCCAUAAAGCAUGUAGAGGAGAAAAAUUAUACUACAGUAACCUUCAAUGCCCCUGCUAGGUGGGAGCUUGUAUUGACAGUACAGGAAGGAAAGUGUCCAUUCCUCCUUUCUGUCUAAGAGUGAUCAUACUUCUCAUCAUACCAUUCAGAUACAUCCUCAUUUCUCAUUCCCAGAGAACAGACUCAGAAAUACAGGUCUCUGAUCUGUCCCCAUUUUGUUCAUACUAAAAAGUUUUAUUUUUAAAUUUAAUUUUAAUUUUAGAAUUAAAUCUGCUGAGGAGAGCAAAUAGUGGGAGAGACUAGAGACCAGGCUUCACCCAGGCUGUAGGGAGUGCAUCAGGAGGUGUUUUACAAGUUUGUGGCAGGGCUUAUAGAAGGUCCCACUUCAAAGGGAAGAGGGUGCAUGUUUGUUAUCAAUAUUUCAAGGACCCCUCCACUCAAGUAGUGAUUCAGAUGGAGACUGGCUGGAGGGAGAAUAGAUUUAUUCUUCAGUUAGUUCUGGUGUCUGUCUAAAGCUUGUACCCUUAAGGCAGUACACUAGAAGCAAAUGUCAGAACCUUGGCCAAGAAAGUCAAGUUUCCUAUAGCAUGUUCUGGGAUGAAGGAUGAGGAAUUCCUGGAUGGGCAUAUUCUUCUCUUUUUUUUUCUUUUUUUUUUUGGGGG
Messenger RNA from Alligator mississippiensis (American alligator), 9129 nucleotides. RefSeq names its product kinase suppressor of ras 2 (gene KSR2). Gene Ontology annotation, biological process: protein phosphorylation. Bases 16 to 2943 code for a protein of 975 amino acids. The transcript is spliced from 21 exons. Gene Ontology annotation, molecular function: ATP binding; protein kinase activity. NCBI's taxonomy places the organism in Eukaryota, Metazoa, Chordata, Crocodylia, Alligatoridae. The record is from RefSeq and is a predicted model, not a curated record.